AUGUCCAUCACUUCCCAGGCUGCAGCUCGAUGCUGCAGACAGCUCGUCCGCCCAUCCGCUUCUCUUCGUCUUUCCGCUACAUAUCAGCAAACAAUAAGCCGGAGAUGGCAGUCCACAGAGGCUCCCGCUGCCCCUGCCAACCCCAAGAUCACGCAGAUUGUCGAUCAGAUCAGCCAAUUGAACUUGUUAGAAACCGCCGACCUUGUUGCCAGUCUGAAGUCCCGCCUUAACAUCCCUGACCUCCCAGUCGGCGGCUUCGCCAUGGCCCCCGGUGCCGGCGCACCCGGUGCCGCUGCUGCGCCCGCCGAAGAAGAAGAGGCCGCUCCUCCCGCUCAGGAAAAGACCCUCUUCAACUUGAAGCUUGAGUCUGUCGACGCCGCCCAGAAGGCCAAGGUCAUCAAGGAGGUCAAGACGCUUCUCGGCCUCUCGCUCGUUGACAGCAAGAAGUUUGUCGAGUCUGUGCCGAAGGUGCUUAAGGAGAGCGUCCCCAAGGAGGAGGCGGAGAAGCUUAUCGAAACACUUAAGGCCGUCGGUGCCAAGGCUGUUAUGGAGUAAACACUUUGUGGGUUGGCUCGAUACGGUGUUUGUUAUGAGUGCUCUCAAUGGUGUGAUUAGUAUGGCCAUGUCCUGUUUGUGUGUGCUGCUCUCCUGCUCUCGGCUGGCUAGAUGUGUUUUCUCCUUUCUGUCAUAUAUCUCUGUCUCUUCUGAAGGUGUUUUGAUAAAUUGGCCGGGGAGUGGGAGAUAGGCAGCGAAUGUAUAUUAUAAUGUACUUGUUUGGACUCUUUUGUUCCAUGAAAAUUUGGGCUUCCUUUGCUACUGCUGGGCUCAUCCACGAGAGUUUCUCAGCGGUACAUUAGUCACACCAUAUACCAAACUGUCCUUUGCCAG
This is a messenger RNA of Aspergillus nidulans FGSC A4, 888 nucleotides long. Its product is annotated as mitochondrial nucleoid protein MNP1. Gene Ontology annotation, molecular function: structural constituent of ribosome. Gene Ontology annotation, cellular component: mitochondrial large ribosomal subunit; mitochondrial nucleoid; ribosome. The record is from RefSeq and is a predicted model, not a curated record. The transcript has 2 exons. NCBI's taxonomy places the organism in Eukaryota, Fungi, Ascomycota, Eurotiomycetes, Eurotiales, Aspergillaceae. The coding region runs from base 1 to 555 and encodes 184 amino acids. Gene Ontology annotation, biological process: translation.